AUGCGGGGGGCACUGAGCCUGUGGUUCGAGGAGCAGCAGAUCCGGGGCAUCGGGGCCGGGGUCAGGGGUGAGCCCUCACUGCUGGCCCUGCUCUCCCCGGAGGCCACCUGGAGGGACGGACAGCCCUUGCUCCGCCUGGUGUCGAGGGGCCGGUGGGCUCGCCUGGCGCUGCACCUGGAGCUGGGCAGGGUGCAGCUGUACCGGGACCGCGAGGAGCCCGUGACCAUGACCCCGGCCCCGGGGGGCCUCAGCUUGCAACUCCCCCUGGACCUUAUAGUGGCCUUCUCCAGCACACCCGGGGACCCCACCUCCAAAUUCCUGGCCCUGGCACUGCCCGAUGGGGCAGAGUGGCUGGACACCAGGGGCCUCAUCUCUUCAUCCCCACCCUCCCACCCCCUGCGCUGCUGUCAGAGGAGCGGCGCACCCACCGAUGGUGACCUGGAGAGCUCCCUCCAGCCCUGGCUCCCUUCCCCAUAUCCCUCAGGCUCUCCGGGCCCCCUGGGACCUCCCGGCCUCACUGAUGUCCGGCACUACCAGCAGCAGAAGCCCGCUGACCCCCUUGACCCAGCCGGGCCCGACGCAGAGCGGCUGCGCCGCCUGGAAGAGAGAUUGGGGGGGCUGGGAGCCGCAGUGGCCCUGCUCAAAGAGCAGAACGCAGCCCUGCAGUCCCGGGUGAAGCAGCUGGAGUCCUGUGAGUGCCGCCAGCCUCUGUGCACCUGGCAGGGGCAACAGCAUCCAGACGGGACCCGCUGGGAGCCCGACGCCUGUACCAGCUGCCUCUGUCUAGAUGGGGCAGUGCGCUGCUUGGCCCACCCAGACCGACCCCACUGCCUCGGCUGCAGCCAUGCCAACAAGGACUACAGCAAUGGGGAAACGUUUUUCCCGGACCUCUGCACUGCCUGCCGCUGCCUGGAUGGGAAAGUGGCGUGUACUCAGCAGCCCCCAGGAUGCUGCCCUCACUGUGAGCCAGGCUGUGAGUACGAGGAGCGGCACUACCCAGAGGGCACCAGCUUCCUGUCCAGCUCCAAUCCUUGUCUCAGCUGCUCCUGUUUGAGGGGCCUGGUUCGCUGUUUCCCUGUGAAGUGCCCACCCAGCACCUGUUCCCAGCCUAUCCUGAGCCCUGGGCGCUGCUGCCCAACCUGCCAAGGCUGUGAGGAGGGCGGCUCUUCCCACGCCCAUGGAGAUGAGUGGAUGGCCCCUGGUGACCCCUGCCAGCUCUGCCGCUGCUCGGAGGGCCAGGUCCUGUGCCACCAGAAGGAAUGUGCCAACCUCUGCCCACACCCUGCCCGGCCCCGCCCUGGUACCUGCUGCCCAGUCUGUGACGGAUGCUUCUUGAGUGGGCAUGAAUACCGCAGCGGGGAGCCUGUGAAAUCUGGGGACCCCUGUACCCACUGCCGCUGUGAGGAUGGGCAUGUCCACUGUGAGCCGGUGUCCUGUCCCUCUGUGCCCUGCAGCCACCCGGGGAAAAGGCCCAGCCAGUGCUGCCCUGUCUGUGAAGGCUGUGAAUAUGAGGGGCAUCAGUACCACAGCGAGGAGACCUUCCAGCCCCCAGGGCAUGGCCCCUGCACCCGCUGCUCCUGCCAGGCUGGAACUGUACAUUGUGAGGAGGAGCAGUGCCCCCCAGCUCCCUGUGUUCACCCCGUCUCUCAUCCCCAGCACUGCUGCCCAGUUUGCCAGGUGUGCGUGCUGAACAGAGAGGAGUUUGCUGAGGGAGUGGAGUGGGAGCCGGAGGGCCAGCCUUGCCACACGUGCUCUUGUGUCCGGGGGCUGCCUGUCUGUGGACCUGUGCUCUGCCCCCCGCCCACCUGCCAGCACCCGACCCAGACGCCCGGAGCCUGCUGCCCCAAAUGCCAGAGCUGCACCUUCCAGCACUGCAUCUAUGCCAAUGGGCAGAAUUUCACAGACCCCGACAACCCCUGCCAGACUUGCCACUGCUUGGAUGGGACGGUCCAGUGCUCUCCCAUCAACUGCCCCCCUACCACCUGUGCCAGACCUCAGACCUUGCCCGGGCAGUGCUGCCCCAAGUGCCCAGACUGCCUCCUGGAGAAGCAGGUGUUUGUGGAUGGCGAGAGUUUCUCCAGUCCCGGGGAUCCGUGCCAGGAAUGCCAGUGCCAGGGAGGUUCUGUUCAUUGCCAGUCCCGGGCCUGCCCCGAGGCUCCUUGUGCACACCCUCUGCCUGGUACCUGCUGCCGGAGCAACUGUAACGGCUGUGACUUUGCUGGGAAGGAAUAUCCCAACGGAGCGGAAUUCCCCCAUCCCACCGACCGUUGCCGCCUCUGCCACUGCAUUAAUGGGAACGUGCAGUGCCUGAGCCGGAGGUGCCCCCCACUGCCCUGCCCGGAGCCCUUCUUGCCACCUGGCGAGUGCUGCCCCGGGUGCCCGGAACCUCCGGCUGGCUGCCCACGGCCUGGAUUACCCCCCGCACACCAUCAGGAGCAGUUCUCCCCACCCGGGGACCCCUGCCGCCGCUGCCUCUGCCUCAAUGGUUCCACAUCCUGCCAACGGCUGCCCUGCGCCCCAGCACCCUGCACACAUCCCCUGCAGGGUGCCUGCUGCCCCUCAUGUGAUGGAUGCCUGUACGAUGGGAAAGAAUUGCCCAAUGGGGAGCGUUUCCCGGCCCCCGGGGCCCCCUGCGAGGUCUGCCUCUGCUGGGAGGGCAGCGUCAGCUGCAAGCCCCGCGCCUGUGCCUCCGUCCAGUGCCCCUUCCCCACCCGGGGACCUUGCUGCCCGGCCUGUGAUGGAUGUGAAUACCUGGGUGAGUCCUACGUGAGCGGCCAGGAGUUCCCAGAGCCCGGAGAACCGUGUAGCCACUGCACCUGCCUUGGGGGCUUCGUCUCCUGCAGCCGUCGGCCCUGUUACCAGCCAGGCUGCAGUCACCCGAUCACCCCACCCGGGCAGUGCUGCCCGCUUUGCCAGGGCUGCCUGUACGAGGGGAUCACCGCAGCCACGGGAGAGACAUUCCCAGACCCGGCCGACCCCACUUGUUCCCUCUGUACCUGCCAGGAUGGCUCUGUGCAGUGCCUGAGGAAGCUGUGUCCGCCAGCCGCCUGCCCUCACCCCACCCCAGGACCCUGCUCCUGCCCCAUCUGUCUAGGCUGCCAUUUUGAGGGACAGGAACGCCAGGACGGGGAGGUGUUCGAGGGACCAGAGGGCAGUUGUGAGAAGUGUCGCUGCCAGGCUCGCAGCGUGCACUGUGAGAAGGACCCGUGCCCUCGCCUGUCCUGUGCCCUGCAGGUCACAGAGCCCGGGACCUGUUGCCCCCGUUGCAGAGGCUGUGUGUCUCAGGGUAUCCAACACCCUGAGGGCAGCAGCUGGACCCCGCCAGAUACCCCCUGCUCCACCUGCGUGUGCCACGAGGGCGUCGUCACCUGUGCCCGCAUCCACUGCGUCAGCUCCUGUGCCCGCCCCCACCAGGUGCCUGGGGAGUGCUGCCCACUCUGCAAAGACUGUGUGCACGAGGGCCGGACGUACCAGCCGGGGGAGAGUUUCCAGCCGGGCGCCGACCCCUGUGAACUCUGCACCUGUGAGCUGCAGCCAGAGGGUGCCCCACGCCUGCACUGUUCCCGGAUGCAGUGCCCCAGCCUCUUGGGCUGCCCCCCAUCACAGCUCCUGCCCCCUGGGCCUCGGCACUGCUGCCCGACCUGUGCCCAGGCCUUGAGUAACUGCACAGCCGGGCUGCUGGGAAGGAGGCUGCCUGCUCCGGAUCCCUGCUACACCUGCCAAUGCCAGGACCUGACGUGGUUGUGUGUGCCCCGGGCCUGCCCUCAGCUCAGCUGCCCCCUGGCAGAGCGCCAUACGCCCCCCGGUGCCUGUUGCCCUGUUUGUGAUGACUGUGUGAUAGAGGUGGAGGACCAGCGAGUGGCCGACGGGGAGAGCUGGCAGGAUGCGGGCAAUGCCUGUGUCACCUGCACCUGCCAGCUGGGACACGUGAAGUGCCGCAAGGAGGAAUGCCCAGCUUUGGCCUGUCCCGCUGGUUGGACCAGGGAGCGGGUCCCAGGCAGCUGCUGUGACCAGUGCCAGGCCCCCGCCCUGCCCUGCUCCUACCAAGGCCGCGAGGUGCCCUCCGGGGAGCAGUGGGCAGUGGACGAGUGCACCAGUUGCUCCUGCCACUCCGGCGUCCUGCAGUGCCGGAGCCAGCGAUGCCCACCCCUCACCUGUGCCCCUGAGGAGGCCCCGGUCCUCCGUCCGGGCGCCUGCUGCCCGCGCUGCCAGCCCCGCCCCGCUUCCUGCCUGGCCUUCGGGGCUCCGCAUUACCGCACCUUCGACGGCCGCCUGCUCCGCUUCCAGGGCGGCUGCAGCUACGUGCUGGCCCGGGACUGCCGGGGAGGGGACUUCAGCGUGCACGUGGAGCAGGACCGGCGGGACCAGCGGCAACGGGUGGUGAUGGUGCUGCUGGCGGGGGGCCUGGCCGUGCGCCUCCUGCAAGACCGACACGUCACGGUGGACGGGCGGCCGGUGUCCCUGCCCUUCCUGCGGGAGCCGCUGCUGUUCGUGGAGCUGCGGGGCCGCACGGUGCUGCUGCACACUCAGCUCGGGCUCAAGGUGCUGUGGAAUGGUCAGUCCCAGGUGGAGGUGAGCGUCCCGGGCUCUUACCGGGGCCGGACCUGUGGGCUCUGUGGCAACUUCAAUGGGUUCACCCAGGAUGAGCUGCGGGGCCCCACAGGGCUGCCCCUGGCUUCCGAGGCCGCCUUCGGCAACAGCUGGAAGGUCCCCACGGAACCUGGGCAGGACGACUCCUGCUCCCCGGGCCAGGACGUCAAUCCAUGUCGAGAGGCGGGAUACCGGGCCCGGCGUGAGGCCAAUGCCCGUUGCGCGGUGCUGAAGUCGGUGGUAUUCGGGCGCUGCCACUCGGUCGUGCACCCGGAGCCUUUCUUUGCCGCCUGUGUCUAUGACCUGUGUGCCUGUGGGCCAGGAGCUCCUGCCGAUGCUUGCCUCUGUGAUGUCCUCGAGGCCUAUGCCACCCGCUGCCGCCAAGCUGGCAUUAGCCCCAAAUGGCGGGGCCCUUCGCUCUGUGCGGUGGGCUGUCCCCUGGACCGGGGCUUUGUGUUUGACGAGUGUGGCCCGCCCUGCCCCCGGACCUGCUUCAACCAGCACGUGCCCCUAGGAGAGUUGGCCGCCCACUGCGUGCGGCCGUGUGUGCCCAGCUGCCAGUGUCCGGCUGGGCUGCUGGAGCACGAGGGUCACUGCAUCCUGCCCGAGUUCUGCCCUCCAAUCCAGCUGGCCCCAGAACUGGAGCCCAUGCCUCUGCCCACCCCCAGCAGAGACCCCCGCCGGAGAUCCUGAGCUCACAACCUGGCCGGACGGAAACUCGGCUUCUAGUCACAACUCCCCGCCCAGGUCUUGCCCACCAGAGCCUGGUGACCAGUCCACCAUACACCAAGACCCUUGGUGGCCUGGCCCAUUCCACUCCUUGGUCCACUAGGCUUGUCACGCUGAUGCCAGUCUGGAAAGGUGCGGGGAGGGUGGUGCCCAGUCAGGCCCUGUUUGCUUGGUUUACCACUGAAUCGGGGUGCCAGCUGAACCCACAUCUGGAGCAUUAAACCGCUGAUGGUUUCUCA
Messenger RNA from Tachyglossus aculeatus (Australian echidna), 5558 nucleotides. It is a transcript of the gene KCP, whose product is annotated as kielin cysteine rich BMP regulator. Gene Ontology annotation, molecular function: protein binding. Bases 1 to 5283 code for a protein of 1760 amino acids. NCBI's taxonomy places the organism in Eukaryota, Metazoa, Chordata, Mammalia, Monotremata, Tachyglossidae. The record is from RefSeq and is a predicted model, not a curated record. The transcript has 43 exons.